Ziziphus jujuba (common jujube) is the source of this 1027-nucleotide messenger RNA. RefSeq names its product protein TIC 20-II, chloroplastic. The coding region runs from base 190 to 825 and encodes 211 amino acids. Lineage: Eukaryota; Viridiplantae; Streptophyta; Magnoliopsida; Rosales; Rhamnaceae. The record is from RefSeq and is a predicted model, not a curated record. The transcript has a single exon.
AUAAUGAGAACCAUAAUUACAAGUUAAUAAAUUGGGCCUUACAAAGUAGGCCUAAUCUUUUAGACCUUCUAUGAUGGGCCUGACGAUUCACUACAAAAACCCAUUAACGCAUCAAGCCCAUUAUCAUACACCAUAAAACCCAAUCUCUCUCUCUCUCUCUCUCUCUCUCUCUCUCCUCUCACUGGAAAAAUGGCCUCCAUUCCUCUUGUUCACCUCUCCCUCACUCCCAAAACCUUGACCAAACGCUUCCUGGGUGCUCGUUCCCCAUCCUUCUCUUACACCCUCGGAGCCAUCCCAAAAUCCCUGCACCUCAAACUCAAACCCAAAACCAAAUCCACCGUCACUCGCAUGUCGUACAACCCAACUCCGGCCACCGAUCGAUUAAUCUCAGCCGUCGCUUACACACUCCCUUUCUUCAAUUCCCUCCAGUACGGCCGCUUCGUCUUCAUGCAGUUUCCCAAACUGGGCCUCCUAUUCGACCCGCUGGUCCCUCUUCUGGGUCUGUACCGGUCCAUCCCAUACUCGAGCUUCGUGGCAUUCUUCGCACUUUACCUGGGCGUGGUGAGGAAUCCCAGUUUCAGCCACUACGUCAGGUUCAACGCUAUGCAGGCCGUCACGCUCGACGUCCUCCUGGUGUUGCCGUUGCUCAUCCAGAGGAUCUUUACCCCGGGUCGGACCGGGUUGGGAUUUCGGAUCAUGGUUUGGGGUCACAGCGCCUUGUUUGUCUUCAGCGUUUUCUGCUUCGUUUACACUUUGGUUCAUUGUAUUCUGGGUCGUACCCCUUAUUUGCCUUUUGUUGCUGACGCUGCUGGUCGCCAGCUCUAGUGUAUUAGUAUUCUCCUACUUUUGUUUAGUUUUGUUUUCUGGUUUUUUUUUUUUUUUUUUUUUUUUCAAUGAAGGUGCAAGAAAUUUAUAGCCUAGUGUUUAUGAACAAUUUUGUAAUUGUCCAAUUGUAUUUGGGUUUAAUUUUUUUUAAUAAAUUUUAUAUCCGUGGGCUUUUUUUUUCCCUCUAUAUGAACACUAUAUG